Copidosoma floridanum is the source of this 6118-nucleotide messenger RNA. RefSeq names its product structural maintenance of chromosomes 4-like protein gluon (gene glu). Gene Ontology annotation, cellular component: condensin complex; chromosome. Gene Ontology annotation, biological process: mitotic chromosome condensation. Gene Ontology annotation, molecular function: ATP binding; protein binding. The record is from RefSeq and is a predicted model, not a curated record. Lineage: Eukaryota; Metazoa; Arthropoda; Insecta; Hymenoptera; Encyrtidae.
CUUAGUCAAGUCACGUGACUAUAUCUCAAAAAAUGCCAGUUUGUCAAUAAUUUUAUUAACGGUUUUUCACACAAAAUGACGAGUUCAAUCAGUGUUUUAAAAUAAAAAAUAUUUUCUGCUGAAAAAUUAGCCCACGUUAAUAAGUGAAAAACAAUUUUAAUAUCGAUACUCGUGAGAGAUGUCUUCUGAGAACCAGGUAAACAGCAAAUCCUCAGAGGAGGAUAUGGAUGUUGAUCCUUUUCCUCCUCCUGUUGCUAAUCCUUCUUCUGCCGAUUCUUUUGAUACUCCUGCUGAUGCUGCUCCUACUGACGAUGACUCCCCACGGCAACAGAAUAUGGAAGCUCAAAAUGAACCAGAUGAUGUUCCGUACACGGUAGGAUGGCAAGUGUCAGAAGACAUAUUUAUUCCUCCAGCACCCCAAGCAUUUGGUGAGUAUGACGCUACAGGGCCGAGAUUGAUGAUUGUGAAAAUAGUCGCUAAGAAUUUCAAGAGUUAUGCUGGUUCUGUAGUAAUUGGACCUUUUCACAAGUGUUUUUCGUCCAUUGUUGGCCCUAACGGAAAUGGUAAGAGUAAUGCCAUUGACUCAAUGCUCUUUGUAUUUGGCUACAGAGCUAAUAAAAUUAGAACGAAGAAAGUUGCAGAAUUGAUACACAGUUCGAAUGAACAUCCCAACUGUAGUAGCUGCACAGUUUCGGUCCACUUUCAACAAAUCAUUGACAAGGUUGGUCAUGAUUAUGAUAUUGUUCCAAAUAGUGCCUUUGUUAUUUCGAGGACGGCUUUCAAGGAUAGUUCAGCAUAUUAUGAACUUGAUGGUCGAAAAGUGCAAUUUAAGGAAAUAACAAAACGUUUGCGGGAUCAUUGUGUGGACUUAGAUCAUAAUAGAUUCUUAAUUCUUCAAGGAGAAGUAGAACAAAUAGCUCUAAUGAAACCCAAAGGCCAGGGUGAUGGUGAUACUGGUAUGUUGGAGUUUUUAGAAGAUAUUAUUGGUACUACUCGAUACAAAGAACCUCUUAAAAAGUUAUCUGACAAAGUAGAAGGUUUGUCAGAAGAGCGCGAAGAAAAACUAAGACGUCUCAAGGUAGUAGAGAAGGCCAAAGCAGAAUUGGAAAAGCCUAUGCAAGAAGCUAUACAAUAUUUAAAAUCAGAAAACUCUAUUAUAAAACUGCAACACACAUAUUAUCAAUGUAAAAGAUAUGAAGCUUUAGAUCGAUUAAAAAAAGAAGAAGAAGUGAAAAAAGAGUUGGAUGAAGAUUACAAUAAGCUUAUGGAUGAAAUGAAAUCCGUACAGAAAGAAAGAGAUGAAAAAACGAAAGAUUUUAAAGAGAAAUCUAAAAAGUGGGAUAAACUACAGCAACAGAAAGAUGCGCUAACGGUUAAAACAGAUGAAAUGAGGAAAAAAGAUAAUGCCCUUCAAGCUGAAGCAGAGGCAACCAACAAACGACGGAAAGAAAACAAAGAAACCGUUAAAAAGGAAAAAACCAAACUAGAAGAAAUUCAAAGGAUACCGGCAAAAAAUGUUAAAGAUAUAGAGGAGUGUGAAAAACUACAGAAAAAACAAAUCACUGAACGUGAAGCGGAAGAAGCUGCUCUAGCAAAUUUAAUGAGUGGAUUGAAAGAAAAGACUGAACCAUUGAUUAAAAAACGUGCGAAAUUGGAAAAAGAGUUGGUCACCCAGCGAAAAGCCGUUGAUGAUGCUAAAUCAGUAUUCGACAUUGCCAAGUCAAAGCUCGAUCUGUACCAAUCUGAAGAACAGACAGAAAAAGAUAAGCUUGAACGGUUAAAAGAAUCUGUAAAAAUAACUAGUGAUAGGCUGUCUGAGACCAAAAAGAAGAUUGCAGCAAUAGAACCUAAAAUCCCAGCUACGGAGAAAAGCUUGCAACAAGCUCAACGAGAACUGGAGGACCUUAAAAAUCGUGAAAAUGAGGCAAACAUGCAUCUGAGGAAUAAACGUAUGAAGUACGACGAGCAGAAGUCUGCUAUGCAAGCAGGAACAUCCAGAAAUCAUAUACUUAACGCUCUUAUGCGCGAAAAGAGGGAAAGUCGGCUUCCUGGUAUUUACGGUAGACUGGGUGACUUGGGUGGUAUUGAUCCAAAGUACGAUGUAGCCGUGUCCACGGCUUGUGGUCCUCUAGAUAAUAUCGUCGUCGAUUCCGUGAACACGGCAACCGAGUGUAUUGAAUUUUUGCGACGCAACAACCUCGGUCGAGCCACUUUCAUUGCUCUGGAGAAGCAACAACGUUUUGCUCGUCAAUGCCAGGAGAGGAUACGUACCCCGGAGAACGUACAUCGGCUGUUUGAUCUUAUUAAAGUGGAGAAUCCAGAUAUCCUUCCUGCCUUUUACUACGCCUUACAAAAUACAUUAGUAGCCAAUGAUCUGGACCAAGCGACCCGUAUAGCUUAUGGUGCCACGCGUUAUCGCGUUGUGACACUUAAGGGCGAAUUAAUCGAGCUGUCGGGUACUAUGAGUGGUGGUGGCCGACAAGUGUCGAGAGGUCGUAUGGGUCAAAAGGCAGCACGUAGUGAACCUACGGCGGAAGAUAUCUCGAAACUGCAGGAAGAACUCGACCAAGUCUUUGAAGAGUAUAAUCAGGUCAAAGCCAAACAACCUCCAUUAGAAAAUCAGAUAUAUACUCUGAGCACAGCACUCAAGGAUAUGAUCGUCGACAGAGACAAGUACAAAAUCGACAUAAACCAAUUGACCGUUGAAGAGCCGAAUUUGAAAAAACAGCUGCAAGAGCAAGAGAAAAAGGCUAAGUUGUCUAUCUGUGAUCCCGGAAAGGUUCGACAACUGUCAAAAGUUGUCGAAGACGCUGAGCAAAAGCUCAAUAGUGUCUCGGAGACUUCCAAAGAGACGGAAAACGAAGUUGCUCGAAUAAAUCACGAAAUCGAUGAAAUAUCCGGCAACCGAGUAAAAGAGCAACAAAAGAAAAUCAAUACUCUGAAUAAAAACAUUGACAAAGCAAAGGGAGAAGUUUGCAGAUUGCAAGUUGCCAUUAAAACCGCAGAAAGAAACGCGAAGAAAACGGAGCAACGAAUCGAAACUCUCGAGACUGAUAUCAAAAACUGCGAAAAACGGAUAUACGAUAUCACAAAAGAAAAGAAAGAAAUAGAGAGCGUCUAUCAGGGCAUGAUUGAAGAAAUGGAGCAACUGGAUGAAAGUCUCACUGAGAGGCAAGAGCUAGCAGGGAAACUAAAAUCUGAAUUGGAAAAGUUGCAGUCGCGAGAGAGCAAAAUGAAGGCUUUGAAGAUUGAUUUGGACCAAAAGUUAAAUGAGAAGAACAAAAUACUGAAAGAUCUCCAACAUCGGAUUCCUGAUUUGACUAAGGCCAUACAAACUCUGAACCUUCAAGACAUACCCAACGAAGAGAAAGAACCUUUAACGGAAUUAACGACUGAAGAACUGGAAGAAUUGGAUGACAAGGUAGUUUUAGCUCAACUCCAAAAAGCUAAAGAAAAGCUGCCGCAAGAGAUACCAAAUAUGCAGAUUAUCGAGCAGUUCAGAGAGCAAAACAAUUUGUAUCUAAAAAGGUUCGAGAAACUACAGAAAAUUACUGAGGAACGAAAUAGCAUGCGAGACUCUUACAACUUGGCGAUACGCAGAAGAAUGGAGGAGUUUAACGACGGAUUUAACAUGAUUACUGGCAAACUGAAGGAAAUGUAUCGAAUGAUCACACUUGGUGGUGACGCCGAACUCGAAUUGGUCGAUUCGCUGGAUCCGUUUAGCGAAGGUAUCGUGUUUAGCGUGCGGCCUCCGAAAAAGUCCUGGAAACAAAUCCAGAACUUGAGUGGUGGUGAGAAAACUCUCAGUUCUCUGGCUUUAGUGUUUGCCCUGCAUCAUUACAAGCCCACACCUUUUUACUUCAUGGACGAAAUUGAUGCUGCUCUGGAUUUUAAAAAUGUAUCUAUUGUGGCCAGUUACAUCAAGGACAGAACGAAAAACGCUCAGUUCAUCGUUAUUUCUCACAGAUCAGAUAUGUUCGAACUCGCUGACUAUCUCGUAGGCAUCUACAAAAUCAAUAACUGUAGCCACUGUGCAGCUUUGGAUAUAGCUCAGUUCAACGUGAAGGUAGGAAUCGUCGAACAACCAAAAGAGACGAAUCACAAUCCAUCUAGAUUUUUAUCACAACCAAAUCCUGCUGGGAACUCUAAUUCUAUCAAUGGAACAAACGACAGUAGAAAUUCUGAAACAACUCGGGCAAUCCCAUCUACUUGCCCUGUAAAUAUUAACAGGCACGAAGAAAUUGAAAAUAUCAGACCUAACCGGCAAAACGGUGAAGAGGAAAAAGAAAAUCAAGACGCAGAAAAUGAUGAAAACGACAACCAGGGAAAUCCAAUGGAACCCAGCAUGAACUUCAGCCUUGGAGAGUUGAUUUUGCCACCAACCCCAGUGAAACAGCCACAGACUCUAGAAUCGAAAAAAAGAAAAAUCGAAAAGUCACCCAAUGUUAAAAGCAAAACAAACGACAUACCAUUAAAACAACAACAAAAAAGCUCGAAACAAAACGUUUCAAGACAGUUGGAUCAGGUAGACGAGGAAUCGGACAAUCAGUCAUCCGAUAAUAAAGCUUCAGACGACGGUUCAACUCCGAAGCGUCAAAAGACCUUACAUAAGGAUGCUUCAAAUAAUGCAAAUCAGGUGGACAACGAAACAGACAACCAAUUAUCUUCUGAUAACAAUGUAUCUAGCGGAGCCUCAACUCCAAAACGUCAAAGGAUUUCACUUAGAAACGCUUCAAAACCAUUACAGAGUACUUCAAAGGACACUCCAUCUCCAAAACAACAGAGAAACACAAAAAGGAAUGUUACAGUGUCGCCAAAGCAAAAAAGUAGGGGAGUUGAAAGAAGAUCAUCUUCUGAAAGCAAUGCCUCAAAGGAAGCUACAACUCCAACGAGGCGAAGGAACGUGCAAAAAAAUGUUGCAGCAAAAGAGGUGGACAAGAUAGUAGAUAAACAGUCGUCUUCUGAAAGCAACUCUACACCCCCACAGAGACAAAUGAGCUCGAGAAGGACCAGGAGAAAUGAAGAAGUAAGUGAUCCGUCGUCCUCUGAUACCAAUACGUCGGAAGGAACUGCAACCCCAACGAGACGGAGAAGUUUACGAAGGGGCGAUGCGAAUUCACAGAAAGCAGAUGUAAAAUCACCAAGUGUAUCUUCUGAAGAUGGUACAGUAUCCCUCAGGAGAACUCCAAGAACAUUGAGAAAACCCAAAUUCUUAGAAGACAUGGAACUUUCGAGUCCUACAUCGCGAAAAAGACGAAAGCAGUGAAAUGAAGUUUCAUUAUAGUUGUUAGAAUAUAAAAAGAAGAGAAAAACGUAUGACUCUUGAGAUAUAAAGAUGAAUAUAUACAUAUAUAUUAUUUUAUAAAAAAUGUAACGAGGCAAGGUAUAAUAGUGUAUCCCUUGGCAUUAUAGUUUUACAUCUCAAGCAGUGUAAAGCACUUGAAAUACAAUGUCGUGUAAAUGUAAGUUUAUUUUUUUGAACUUUUCCGUUGUAAAAAGAAUUAAUUUUACAGUACUCGAACUUUGUGCAAAGUUAAAUGUUUAAUGUAUUUGAGUGCGUAUUUAGUUCACGCAAUGCUUAUGCGUAAUUAAUUUUCAUCAAGUUUUGCAGAGCAGAACGCAUUAUUAUAAACUAAAAAAAACACAAAUUGAUUUGCGUGUGAAGAGUGUAUAUAGUUUUUCUACUUUUGUACAAAUUUCAACUUGGUUUCGAACCAGGAGUUUCACGAUCAUUCAAUAACACUGAGCCUCUGCUUCGAACUGAAAUUAACUUUUAACUAAUGCUGUUAGUGUAAAGUAUGCGAAAACUAUAAUUACUCCUAGUUAAAGUACAAUAAUUUUAAUUACUGCAAUAAAAAUUAGUGGGUUAAGAAUGGAGUAAUAAUCUUCAUUUGUAGAUUAAAAUUGUCCAUAGCUUCAAUUAUAUUUAAAAUAAAUUUUUUUUUUCUAAAAAAAUUCCAAGUCUUCUCAUUAAACUAAAGCUACAGCGUGUGUAUCACAAAUUUUUUUUUGAGAAAAAACGCAAUUCAUUCUUCUCGAUUAUUAACAAACUCGUUCCAUUGGAGUGUAUGUGCAGCUCGUUUUAUCUUUUACAUAAGCGAGCAUAUACAUGAGCGUA